GUUAUAUCCUGGAUAUUUUAAAUAUUAUGUUAAGACUCUGGACCUUGUUUAAAUCCUAAGCAGAAUGUUGACUGUUUAAAGUGUUUGCACUACUAGUCAUAUUAGUCCUGUGUCUACACCGGUCAGUCUGGGACCUGCAUUGUGCAUCUAGGGUCAGCCCCGUGCGCAGCUUGGCAGCAAGCCGAUGAGUUCACGUAUCACUUUAUCGGAUCACUCCAUCUCUCCCUUCUCUGUACUCUCCCUGAAACACAACAGCUCCCUGAGACAUCCCUUCCAAGACCUCCAGCCACAAAUCUGGGGCUCUUUUCCUACCCUGCUGCAUACUCCCUGAAACUGCAUCCAGGGCCCAGCACAGGGGGGCAGAAAGGAGCCGCAGAAGGCGGUUGCCCCAUGCUCUUGGAGCCAUGGCUCCUCUAGACAGAGGGUAGCGUUACCCUUUCAGGUUUCAGGUGCCUACCCAGCUCACACUACCGUCACUGUGCCACCACUGCCACCUCCAUGUUACUGCCCAGGAGCUGGGGUAGAGAAGAAAGGAAAAAUUGGAGGGAUUCCCCCAACUCGCUGACCUCGAGGGGCUUCACGUCCCACUCCUCUGAUUAUUCCUGGAGCUCUUUCUGUUGGUGUACUUGAGGUUUCAAGCCGCCUGUGUGUCCAGGCUAGGCAAUACUGUUUACCUCACCACUUCUCUGCAGAACUUUGAAUCUGAUCUCCUUUUCUCAUCUGCCUACUGAGAGCUGCUCCUGCAUCUGUCCAGGAUUGGUGGCUGUCAGUGGGAAAGACAUGGGAAGAUGCUCCCUCCACCUUCCUGGGACCACCUUGUUGACUCAGCAGCCUUCCUUGCCGCCCACCAUGCCAUGCCUUCCCGGAUGGAGGCCCCGAGGGUGGCUUUUAGUUUUCCUACCCCUGUACCCCUCCAAGAAAGCUCUGGCACAGUGCAGAGGCCAGCAACUACUUGUCAAAUGAAUCAAAGGAGAGUCAAGCCGGAGCCAAGGGUCAGAAGCAGGGGCUUGCCUUCCCGAAGCCCAGCUCUUCUCUGGGCUCCCCUUUCCUUUCUGACACCUCCUGCUUGGUUGGCAGUGAGGUCUCCCAGGUCUAGGGGAUCCUUGCCACCACUUCUGCACCCAGCCCUGGCUAAGCGGCCUUGUUCUCAUCAAAGCUGUUGAGAUCUGCAGGGUACUCAGCUUCUACUUCCACUCCUACACAGCUGCAAGUGACUUGAAAAUAUGACCAUGCUUCAAAGUCUCCAGUGAUUCCCAUUGUGUUGGGACACAAAGCCCAUCUCUCUGCCAUGUGCCCCUGAUGGUCGCUGCCCCAGCUUGUUUGCUUUCUGUAGGGCUUGGGUCUUUGCCAACCCCUCUACCUGGACUGCUCUCCCUGUAGGACUCAUCAUAGCUGAGGCCUUUGCACUCUGCUCUUUCCACUCACAUGUCACCUCACGGCUGUCCCUGGCCUCUCCUUUCCCAUCUCUCCCAGUACAUUAUGGUCCUUAUUCCUAGCAUCUGGUGCUAUCUACGGUGGGCAUGUUUAGCUGCUGGUACGAUCCCUCCUCCACUGAAAUAUGGGCUUCAUGUCUGUUCCCUGUGGGACUGCCAGAGCCUGGUCCUCAGUCAUGUUUAGUUGGGCUAGUGAGUCGAAGGCACAAAAGAAGAUGAGGAGACGUGGCUUCAGUCAGGACCAGUGUGGAAUAGUGAGGCCCGUGCAUGGCACUGCUAGGAGGGAUGGGUUCCACCUGCCAGCCUUGGGGGUCCUGGCAGCCGACAGGACUUUGCCCACUGGGACUUGUGUGCCAACCUUUGGGUACAGAGCCUUAGCUUCACAGGCCCCAAGCCAGGAGCCCCUCCCCAGGUGGGCCAGCAGGGAUGGAGGGAGGCCUGUCGAGGGUUUCUUGCACACUCAGAUCCAAGUCUCAGAGUGGUGGUCCCUCUGCUGGCCUCUCACCCACCCUCUCCUGUUAUCAGAAGUGUCGCAGGUGACAGUGUGGUCACUGGGGUGGGAGGAAGUGGGAGGCCCUGAAUGGGGCCCAUGCCCAAGGGUCUGGCCACGGCCCCUUCAUUAGGGCCCCAACUGUGACUUUAUUGCUUAUAGUCUCUUCCCUGCCCUGGUGGCCCUCAUCCCCCAAACCUGAAUGCAGAAGUCUUGGUCCUGGACUCAACUCCAUGCCACCCUUCAGCCUACAUUGUGGGUUCCUGCUAAGCUGAGCAUUUACCUAACAAGACUUCUGACAGUCCUCAGUCCUACCCCCAACCCCCCUUGGAUUUCUCUUUUUCAAGGUGGUUUCAGCUAGGAGGGUGAGCGUGGCUUGGGCGAGGGCAGAUAGGGCGGGAGCAUGUGGCAUAUAUGGAUGAGACCUUGACAAAGGGACCCCAGAGGAAAGACAGGGACCCUUUCCCCUUUUGUCCUGGAAACCCGGCUCAGCCCCAGCCCUUGCCCAUUCUGCUGCUGCUGCCUGGUACCUCCCACAAGGCCAGACUCCUCUCCGCAAAGCUGUGGCCUGCACCAGCUCCUCUGGCUCUCCUCCUCUGCCUGCUGAGGGCCCCCUCCCAGCCUGGCUGUCAAUCACAGGAGAAAGGGGUUGGGAUUUUGUUUGUGCCUCUGUCUGAGCAGAGAAUGGCUGAUCAGGCCACUGAGCCUUGCCCUGGAGAGCCCCUCUGUCCCUGCUACCCCCAUCUCCCCUGGCCCAGACUUCUGCCCUCCAUGCCCAUCCCUGACCAGCAGCCCCACUCAGCCUGGGCUCUGGGUGCCAGCUGGUUACAGACAUGCCACCUGAACCCAGGCCAGGAGCUGGUGGAUGCGUGGGGCUAUUUUAAGCACAGCUUCUUGGCCUGCACACUCCCCUGGCCCCCAGCCCCCAGCAGCUCAGCUACUGGUCACCUGCCACCGCCUGGAAUGCUGAUCGGCAGUUGGCUGGGGUGGGGGCUGGGAAGACACUAUUAUAAAGCUGGGAGUGUUGGGAAGCAGCCGUCCCCGUCCAGAGUCCUCUGUGGUCCCUGCUGCCACCAUGGCCACUCACCGCCUCGUGAUGGUCCGGCACGGCGAGAGCACAUGGAACCAGGAGAACCGUUUCUGUGGCUGGUUUGAUGCAGAGCUGAGUGAAAAGGGGACCGAGGAGGCCAAGCGGGGAGCCAAGGCCAUCAAGGACGCCAAGAUGGAGUUUGACAUCUGCUACACGUCGGUGCUGAAGCGGGCCAUCCGCACCCUCUGGGCCAUCCUGGACGGCACGGACCAGAUGUGGCUGCCUGUGGUGCGCACUUGGCGCCUCAAUGAGCGGCAUUACGGGGGCCUCACAGGCCUCAACAAGGCAGAAACAGCCGCCAAGCACGGGGAGGAACAGGUGAAGAUCUGGAGGCGCUCCUUUGACAUCCCGCCGCCCCCGAUGGACGAGAAGCACCCCUACUACAACUCCAUUAGCAAGGAGCGUCGGUACGCAGGCCUGAAGCCCGGGGAACUGCCCACCUGCGAGAGCCUCAAGGACACCAUUGCCCGGGCCCUGCCCUUCUGGAACGAGGAGAUUGUUCCCCAGAUAAAGGCCGGCAAGCGAGUGCUCAUUGCAGCCCACGGGAACAGCCUGCGGGGCAUUGUCAAGCACCUGGAAGGGAUGUCAGACCAGGCGAUCAUGGAGCUGAACCUGCCCACGGGGAUCCCCAUUGUGUAUGAGCUGAACAAGGAGCUGAAGCCCACCAAGCCCAUGCAGUUCCUGGGUGAUGAGGAAACGGUGCGGAAGGCCAUGGAGGCUGUGGCUGCCCAGGGCAAGGCCAAGUGAGGGGUGGGCUUGGGCAAUAAAGGCACCUUCCCCCACA
Nomascus leucogenys (northern white-cheeked gibbon) is the source of this 3797-nucleotide messenger RNA. RefSeq names its product phosphoglycerate mutase 2 (gene PGAM2). The record is from RefSeq and is a predicted model, not a curated record. Gene Ontology annotation, biological process: glycolytic process. Lineage: Eukaryota; Metazoa; Chordata; Mammalia; Primates; Hylobatidae. Gene Ontology annotation, molecular function: intramolecular phosphotransferase activity.